Messenger RNA from Condylostylus longicornis, 891 nucleotides. RefSeq names its product basic proline-rich protein-like. The annotation marks the transcript as partial. The transcript has 4 exons. The record is from RefSeq and is a predicted model, not a curated record. Lineage: Eukaryota; Metazoa; Arthropoda; Insecta; Diptera; Dolichopodidae.
AUGGUUUUUAAAGAAAAAGAUUUUGAAAUCUUGAUUUUUCGCAAACAGACAAUAUAUAGUCCCGAAAAAGUGGUAUAUAAUCUACAAAAAUUUUUAAAUCCAUUUUAUUUGGCAUUGGACUAUCAAACAUUGUUUUCGUAUAAAAUGAAAUGUCUCAUAAUUAUUUUAAGUGCCAUACUGGUAACACACGUUAAUAGCCAGGACACAACACCUGCGCCAACACCUGCACCAGAAGGUGCAACACCUGCUCCAACACCUGCACCAGGAGGCUCAACACCUGCGCCAACACCUGCACCUGGAGGCUCAAUACCUGCUCCAACUGGUUCAACACCUGCGCCAACACCUGCACCUGGAGGUUCAACACCUGCUCCAACUGGUUCGACACCUGCACCAACGCCUGCACCUAGGGGCGCAACACCUGCUCCAACGCCUGCACCUGGGGGUGCAACACCUGCUCCAACGCCUGCACCGGGAGGUGCAACACCACCAACACCUGCACCAACUGGAGCAACACCUGCUCCAACACCUGCACCAACUGGAGCAACACCUGCCCCAACACCUGCACCAACUGGAGCAACACCUGCCCCAACACCUGCACCGGGUGGAGCUACACCACCAACGCCUGCGCCAACACCCGCACCAACACCAGCGCCCACGCCUGCGCCGACACCUGCACCAACUGGAGCAACUCCACCAACUCCACCACCAAGUUCUCCUCCUACUCCACCACCAACAUCACAACCGACACCUCCGCCGACACCCCCAACUCAUUGUCCAACAAAACCUCCUACGAAACCACCAACAAAACCACCAACUAAACCACCAACAAAACCUCCUUGUAAUAAUAAGCAAGAAGAAAGUGGAACAAAAGAUAUAGAGGAAAAUGUUUAC